AAUGUUUAAUUUGUAAAUACAAAUUAUAUUUUCUAAAACACAGAUUUAAAGCAUGGCAAAUUCCUUUGCAUUGAAGAACUUCACUGCACUUUCAGAUUUGCAUCCAAAUAUGGCUAAUCUGAAAAUAAUCGGUAUAGUUAUUGGGAAAACAGAUGUCAAAGGCUUUCCAGACAGAAAAAAUAUUGGAUCAGAAAGAUACACUUUCAGUUUCACCAUUCGUGAUUCACCAGCCCAUUUUGUGAAUGUAUCCUCCUGGGGCAGUGAAGAUUACAUCAGGCCACUGUCUGAGAACUUUAAGGUUGGUGAAUGUGUGAUAAUUGAAAAUCCCCUGAUUCAAAGAAAGGAGACAGAAAGAGAAGAAAAGUUCAGCCCUGCAACUCCUAGCAACUGGAAACUACUGCUCAGUGAGAGUCACUCAAUGGUAAAAGUUUGCUCCCCUUAUGAAGUGGAUACCAAGUUACUUUCUUUGAUACACUUGCCUGUUAAAGAAGCUCGAGAUUAUUACUCAUUGACUGACAUUGUUGCAAAUGGACACAAUCUUGAUGGGAGAAUUAUUAAUGUGCUUGCAGCUGUGAGAUCGGUUGGAGAGCCAAAAUACUUUACAACUUCAGACCGAAGAAAAGGCCAGAGGUGUGAAGUUAAACUCUUUGAUGAAACAGAGCCUUCUUUCACAAUGACAUGUUGGGAUAAUGAAUCCAUUCUACUUGCACAGAGCUGGAUGGCACGAGAAACAGUAAUAUUUGCCUCAGAUGUAAGAAUAAAUUUUAACAAAUUUCAGAAUUGCAUGGCAGCCACAGUAAUCUCAAAAACCAUUAUCACAACUAAUCCAGAUACACCAGAAGCCAAUAUCCUUCUGAAUUAUAUAAGAGAAAAUAAAGAAACAAAUGUGGCUGAUGAAAUUGACAGUUAUUUGAAAGAAUCCAUAAACGUAAACACAAUAGUUGAUGUCUAUACAGUGGAACAGUUAAAAGUAAAAGCUUUGAGAAGUGAAGGAAAAGCUGAUCCUUUCUAUGGCAUCCUCUAUGCUUACAUUUCUACACUGAACAUUGAUGAUGAAACUACCAAAGUGGUUAGAAAUAGAUGUUCCAGCUGUGGUUAUAUUGUAAAUGAAGCUUCCAACACUUGUACAAUUUGUAACAAAGAUUCUUCCAGACUUAAGUCACUUUUUCUCAGUUUUGAUCUAUUGGUUGAUCUUACUGACCACACUGGAACACUCCAUUCCUGCAGUCUCACCGGAAGUAUCGCUGAGGAAACUUUGGGUUGCACGACAAAUGAGUUUCUUGCAAUGACAAAUGAACAGAGAACAAAACUGAAGUGGCAGUUUCUUUUGGAAAGAAGCAAAAUUUAUUUAAAAUUGAUUUUAUCACAUAGAGCAAGGGCUGGACUGAAAGUUAGCAUACUCUCCUGUAAGCUUGCAGAUCCCACUGAAGCAAGCAGGAACCUGGUUGGACAAGGACACACUUAAAACCAUGUUUUGUUCCAAAAUAUGUUAAAGUAUAGGAAGUUAACUCUUUAAAAUGGAAUGUUUGAGAAUUAUGUGUAAAAACAUAUUUUGCCUAAUGUAGUAAAACUAUUUCUUAGGUUGCCACUGUUUCCUACUUGGAAGACAGCUUUGCUGUCCUCUCUCACACUGGAAAACAGUUGCUUGUGUACAGUAAUAAAUAUGCUUGAUCUUC
This is a messenger RNA of Arvicola amphibius (Eurasian water vole), 1676 nucleotides long. It is a transcript of the gene Meiob, whose product is annotated as meiosis specific with OB-fold. Gene Ontology annotation, molecular function: single-stranded DNA 3'-5' DNA exonuclease activity; single-stranded DNA binding. Bases 53 to 1465 code for a protein of 470 amino acids. Lineage: Eukaryota; Metazoa; Chordata; Mammalia; Rodentia; Cricetidae. The transcript has 13 exons. The record is from RefSeq and is a predicted model, not a curated record. Gene Ontology annotation, biological process: resolution of meiotic recombination intermediates.